UAUUCACACAAUUAACUGGUUUUGGCUUAUUCAGUGAAUGACGCCCAAUCGCCCAAUCUGUGAUGGUACUUCUUACCCCCGUUCUCUGCAGCUGCAAAUGCACUUACAAGGGUCUCACAACCCAUCAUUCACGGGUGACGGUUGACAACCACAUCAUCAUCUGAAGUGGCAAUAGUUCUCACCACCAGCAUUCCGAACACUCCCACGAAUAUGCGCCUGUAUCGAUAGCAUCGCCAACCCGCCCGGCCACAACUAUCAGAUGGCAGACACGAACGACCUACCUCUCGUAACGCUACUACUCCUAUUCACCGCCUGUUUUGUCUCCGCCUUCAUCGUGCUACAAGUCGCAACGACGUACACCAGCGCAUACCUCGCUGCUCCCAAUGAAAUCACGACAUUCAUCGAUGCGGUUGACUUCUCCAUCCAAGAGAACGAAUCUUACGAUAGGGAUGUGGCGAAGGUCCAGCGGCUCGAGGACAAGCUGCGGAUGGGGAAGUUGUUGAGGGAGAUACAGAAAUGUGGUGAUGACCUUAGGGAAGAUCUGAACGGACUAUUGAUUGAUGAAGGAGGGACGAGAUUAAGGUCCAGUACAAGGUUAUUGUGGGCAUCGAAGAGAAAAAGAUUGGAGGAGAGUGUGAGGAGACUCGAUCUACUGCGAAUGAGGUUCUUGGUAGUAUACAUGGGCCUUGUAGCUGCGAAGAGUACUUCUGAACAUCACGGUUCGGCCAAGGACCCUGAAAAACACCAUCAAAAGGUAUCGGUACGACCCACGUUGCCGCAUGCUUUGACCGAAGGCAUCCAGAGGAAACCGCCACUUCGACGACUCACCACGCAAGCCAUGGGCCAUGGGGAUAACGUUGGAAGCCCCCAGCGGCAAGGAUGGGCUGGAGUCGUGGCAGAGUUACAGAGAUCUCCGUUGAUGCACAAGAGGCAUGCUUCCAUCGAAUCAUCCAUGGCCAGUCCCAGAUGAAACACCGUCCACGUGAGAUUAUUCGGCCACGCAUCAGAUCGAUCCAAUCAAUCUGUAAUCGAAUCAGCCAAAUAUUACAUCAAUACUUGCUACCAUGGCAUAUCCUCCAGGCUCGCCCUUUAUUUACAGCCCUCUCAACAAAGCCACGGCCCCAACUCGAACCACAUCACCAUUCCCAAACUCAAGAAUCACGAAGCCACGACACCCACGGCCAAGUUCACGACCUCGAUCCCGCAUUGCUGGAGUACUGCCGUCACAAUCAUCACAUAGAAACAUAGAAAGGAAGGGAGGUGUACGCCAUAUGGGAGUUUUCUAGCACUCGCACUUGCAUUCGGCGUUUACGCCCAGCCAUUUUGCUGAAUUUGGUUGAUUUAGUUAAGAGAUACCCCUGUCCAGCUCGGCGUCGAUACAUUAUAU
Molecule: messenger RNA, 1387 nt
Organism: Hyaloscypha bicolor E
Lineage: Eukaryota; Fungi; Ascomycota; Leotiomycetes; Helotiales; Hyaloscyphaceae
Exons: 1
Coding region: 260-970 (236 amino acids)
Source: RefSeq, a predicted model, not a curated record